UACAACGAAUACGUUGUCAGUUGCAACUUCUGAUUACUUAAAUUACGUUAGUAAAAAAAAAAAAAAAAAUUUUAAUCUACUCGCAUACAAAUCACUCAAUUUCUACGACGAAAAAGGGCGUAUACAGUAUAUAGAUUCAUUCAAAAGGUUGAAAAACUGUCCAACUUUCAAGGGAAGGACCCAAGUAAGACAAACAUGCCAGAGCCAGUGAAUCAUCAAAUAAACACAGCCAGAAAGACCUUCCAAGCACUUUAUCGCAUUUCCAAGCUGCUCAACACCAAUUUAGAUCCAGGGACUCUGAGCUACUGCGUCAGGCUGUGCGAGAAUGGAGUCAAUCCUCAGGCAUUGGCUACUGUUGUGAAAGAGCUCCAAAGAGAAACUAAAGCUUUCAAUAGUACCCAGAGUUAUGCCAGUAAAAAUAUUAACUCUUAAUAACAAUAGCAAUUAUGAUUGUGUCUAUAAGACUGGUCACUGUUAAGUUGUUCUUGAUGAACUUGCAUUGAUUGACUCAAAAUGUAUGUUAGCAUCUAAAGUGUAAAUUCAGCUAAUAGGAUUAAAAAUGUUUUUA
Copidosoma floridanum is the source of this 568-nucleotide messenger RNA. RefSeq names its product mitotic-spindle organizing protein 1. Gene Ontology annotation, biological process: microtubule nucleation by interphase microtubule organizing center; gamma-tubulin complex localization; mitotic spindle assembly. Lineage: Eukaryota; Metazoa; Arthropoda; Insecta; Hymenoptera; Encyrtidae. The record is from RefSeq and is a predicted model, not a curated record. Gene Ontology annotation, cellular component: centrosome; spindle; interphase microtubule organizing center.